This is a messenger RNA of Betta splendens (Siamese fighting fish), 3181 nucleotides long. It is a transcript of the gene arcn1b, whose product is annotated as archain 1b. Gene Ontology annotation, biological process: endoplasmic reticulum to Golgi vesicle-mediated transport; Golgi localization; retrograde vesicle-mediated transport, Golgi to endoplasmic reticulum. The record is from RefSeq and is a predicted model, not a curated record. NCBI's taxonomy places the organism in Eukaryota, Metazoa, Chordata, Actinopteri, Anabantiformes, Osphronemidae. The transcript is spliced from 10 exons. Gene Ontology annotation, cellular component: cytosol; COPI vesicle coat. The coding region runs from base 183 to 1715 and encodes 510 amino acids.
AGCUGGCUCUGUACUUCCGGUGGAGACGUGGCUCUGUACUGCUGCCAUAUUGACGCUAGCUCGCAAUCACAGAACUAGAAGUUAGCUGUACAUUCGCAACGUGCUAUUCCAGACUGGUUAAAAACACUCAAGGCGAGGGACAAGAGAAACUGUAGACAGCGGUACGACAGAAAGCGACCAAAAUGGUGCUGUUGGCUGCGGCUGUGUGCACCAAGGCUGGAAAGGCCAUUGUAUCACGGCAGUUUGUGGAAAUGACCCGGACACGUAUUGAGGGUCUCCUGGCUGCAUUCCCUAAACUGAUGAACACAGGAAAGCAGCAUACCUUCGUGGAAACAGACAGUGUUCGUUAUGUGUAUCAGCCCCUGGAGAAACUUUACAUGGUCCUCAUUACAACCAAGAACAGUAACAUCCUGGAGGACCUAGAGACGCUCAGACUUUUCUCGCGUGUGAUCCCAGAAUACUGCCGUGUGUUGGAGGAGAGUGAAAUAUCAGAGCACUGUUUUGACUUGAUUUUCGCCUUUGAUGAAAUUGUGGCAUUGGGCUACAGAGAGAAUGUCAACCUGGCUCAAAUUCGCACCUUCACAGAGAUGGACUCUCAUGAGGAAAAGGUUUUCCGCGCUGUCAGAGAGACUCAGGAAAGAGAGGCCAAGGCAGAGAUGAGAAGGAAGGCCAAGGAGCUGCAGCAGGCUAGGAGGGAUGCUGAGCGCUCUGGAAAGAAGCUGCCAGCUUUUGGUGGCUUUGGCAGUGCUGGCAUGACCAGCGUCUCCUCCGGAUCUAUCAUCACAGACACAAUUGUUGAGCCAGAAAAGCCAAAGAUCACACCUGCAUCAGUCAGACCAAGUGGACCAAGUAAGGCUCUGAAACUGGGUGCAAAAGGAAAAGAAGUUGACAACUUUGUUGACAAGCUCAAGUCUGAGGGUGAAACAAUCAUGUCCACCACAGGAAAGAGAGGCUCGGAUGUAUCAAAAGUUCUGCCACCACCUGUUAAUGUGGAGAGUGUACAUCUACGUGAGGAGGAGAAGAUUUCACUGACUUGUGGACGUGAUGGCGGCCUACAGAAUAUGGAGGUCCUGGGCAUGCUAACACUCCGGGUCACAGAUGAGAAGAAUGGACGUAUUCGCCUUAUUAUAAACAAUAAUGACAACAAAGGAUUGCAGCUUCAAACACAUCCCAAUGUGGACAAGAAGUUGUUCACAUCAGAGUCAGUGAUCGGACUAAAGAAUCCAGAGAAGUCAUUCCCUCUCAACAAUGAUGUUGGUGUACUGAAGUGGAGGCUACAGACUACAGAUGAGUCCCUCAUACCAUUAAACAUAAACUGCUGGCCUUCAGAGAGUGGUACAGGCUGUGAUGUUAACAUUGAAUAUGAGCUGCAGGAGGAGAGCCUCGAGCUCAACGAUGUGGUCAUCAGCAUCCCUGUACCGUCUGGUGUAGGAACUCCUGUGAUUGGUGACUUGGAUGGAGAGUACAAACAUGACAGCAGAAGAAACAUCCUGGAGUGGUGCCUACCUGUCAUUGAUGCCAAUAACAAAACCGGCAGCCUGGAGUUCAGCAUUGCUGGACAGCCCAACGACUUCUUCCCUAUCGGUGUAUCCUUUGUGUCCAAACGCAACUACUGCGACAUACAGGUUACCAAAGUGACUCAUGUAGAUGGUGACAGCCCCGUUAGAUUCUCUACUGAAACCUCGUUUGUGGUCGACAAAUAUGAAAUCCUGUAAAAAAAAAAACAAAAAAAAAAAACAUAAAAAAAGAAAGCGGGCAAAACAAAACCGGCAAAUUAAAAAAAAAAGGAAUUUACCAACAUAAAGUCCAAAUCUAUGCUACAGAGAAAGAUUGAAGAGUUCUUGCCUGCUCGCUCUGUAUACUACAUCAGAGACUAUACAGUACAUCGACAGGACUACGUCAGCCUCUUCCAGUGGUGAAGCAGAGCAGCAGUGGUGUAUUUAUGUAUGAGAGGAUCAUCUAUAUAUAGAGUUAAUUAAGUGGGGGAAAAACGUCAAACACACGAAAAGAAACUACACUGACGCUGUUGUGCUCGCCAAGCUGAACUGUAAUGAGAGUAAGUACAGGAUGACUGCAGGGUACAGUAGAAUCCAGUGGCCAGUCAUCAUCAGCCUAGUUUUAACCAGGACCCGAGGCCACUCGCAUCAGUCUCCCGUAGUACAAGCUCCGGUAGUUUAGCAUCCCUCGAGACUCAUUCGUCCUCCAGGCCUUCUUCACACUUGCAUUGCAACGGUUCAUCAGUUCACAAAUGGGAUUCUUGCUUUUGUUUCUUUAAUUAUCUUAUCGCUAAUAAGUGCAGUCAGUAUAAUCCUGUCAGCUCUUGUGAUUUACUCUAAUCAACAUUGACUUUGAACAAUUGUCUUGUUUGUGGCACUAGGUAACAUUUGUUAUUUACUGAAAAGCAAAAUAUGGCUCUGGGGUGAUAAUACUACCCUACUACUUGCUGUUAUCAUUAGCAGAAUUGGAUUUCUGUCAUUAUCUUGGCCUUUUUUUUUGUUUUGUUUUUUACUGUUUAGUGUAAUUUGUCAUUGUUCACCUCUAAUUUGGUUAUUGAUUUGACAUUGAUGGGCAGGCUUUCUUAGCUGCACUACUACCAGUAAACGGGUUUGGCUAUUGCAUUUGUUUGUUCAUUCUGAAGAUCCUAUUAUUUCAUUACACCAUUGCAGCUACAACUCACUGGGUCCACAUGCCCUGUUUCAGCCCAUUUAAAUCCAGCGUAAGGACUCAGAGUUUAAAAGCUAUGUAGAAGCAAUUCUUACAAGUGUGUUUAGGUCCAGGUUGGAAGCUGAUGUGCAGUGGCAGCGGAAAUUCACACAAAUAAAAAUGGGAUCAGAGACUGCCAGCUUGAGGCUCACCUCACAUCCUCCACUGGAUCCUUUAAAGUGGUAUCUGCUGCAAACAUAUACCCCUGGAUCAUCCACCCUGUCAUCCUUAUUUACAUUCUCUCUCUCACUCCCACCAUUAUUCAAAAAUUUGUUCUUCAUUUUCUUGUAUUUUGUUUACCUCUUUUAUUCAUUUCUUGUACCCAGACAUCAAUUUAGCAACAGUUGUGUGGAUGUGGGGUUUAAAAUGGCUAGAUUGAGCAUUUUUAACUAAAUUACUGAAGGGGGAUCGUAACAUUCCAGUGUACAAUUAUUCAAAAACAAAACUAAUGGAAUAAAAUGUAUUAUUAAACAUGUAA